AUUCUAUUUCAAUAGAAUACAAAGCGAAUCGCGAGAAUCAGCAACAAUGAAGACAUUUUCAUUUCUAACAUUUGUGUCUUUCUUGAUAUCAAGCCAGAUCUGUGUCGAAGCGGCUACCUAUGCUGACCUCUUAAAUACACUUCAUCAAAAGGCUGGAGUGGAUAUGGGAUUAUCGCCGAUAUUUGAGUUGUUUAAUGAAACUUCAAAUGUUCCAACCUUAGUGCGCCUCUUGCAAAAUGUGGAACGCAAUAAUAAUAAACUAAGUACUCUACAUAAUCCAACAAAUGAUGCAUAUCUUGGUAGCCUUAUAUUCCAACGUGGCCUGAUCGCCGGUUUUUGCCAAAUCAUAGGAGGGUUUAUCCCGUCGUUUAUUUCAGUGAAUCUUGACGCUCCAACUCAAGACAUCUACAACCAAUGGAAAAGACCAAGUGUUCUCUUGAAUAUGGAACACAUGCAAACAAUUAUUAAUAACUACAAUCAUAUGAAACAAACACAAGAAACAUAUGCCCAACUUAUUGUUAAUGAAAUGCUUGCGCUCGGUAAUGUAAGGAAAACAUUUAAAGAAAACACAGAUACUAUUGCCACCUGGUUUCCUGCUCUCAGUACAAAUGAUUUGAGCAAAAAUAGUGUAAAGACUAUUAUGAAUAAUUACGCAGUAAUUCAACAAACUGUCAAUACACACCUCACGAACGUAAAUACCUACUUAAUCGAUUUCUGGUCCAAACGAGAUAACUGGGCAAGAUUCAUAAUGGGCAAAGAUAUUGAUUGGAACGAAAAUUAAGUCGAAAUUAACAAAAUAUUGUCGUGGUUUUAUUCGCUAAAUUCAUCAUCGGUUUUAUAUUAAAUUAUAUUAAAUUAUAAUUCUGUAUUUGAAUAAAGUUUACGAACGACAUUCGCGA
Contarinia nasturtii (swede midge) is the source of this 899-nucleotide messenger RNA. RefSeq lists its product as uncharacterized. The transcript is spliced from 2 exons. NCBI's taxonomy places the organism in Eukaryota, Metazoa, Arthropoda, Insecta, Diptera, Cecidomyiidae. The record is from RefSeq and is a predicted model, not a curated record. Bases 47 to 781 code for a protein of 244 amino acids.